GAUGUAGUUAGUGUGUGACGGUAGCUAUACCUUUGUUGUGCAGCAGCUCCACAGUGAUCGUCUGUGCCAAGUUACUUUCAAAGGCAGGAGAGAAAGAUAUGACAGGAGCCUGUACUAAAAUGUGAUUGAUGGGUCUCAGAGACCCCGUGAGGAACAGGUGCCGCACCACUCAUCAAGAAGAAGAGGGUAAAGAUGAAGCAGUACGUGGUCACCAGGCCACUCUACUCAGAGGACGCCUUCGCAGACGAACAUGAGAAGAUCCACAGGCACCAUAAGACCGUGCGGCACCAUGUCAAGCAGUAUUUUACUUGUGACCUCAAGCGCGCUAAGAACGCAGCGCUCUCUCUGCUGCCUUUCAUUGGUUGGAUGAGAAUCUACCAGCUGAAGGAAUGGUUGCUGAGUGAUAUUGUAUCUGGGGUCAGCACUGGACUGGUAGCUGUUCUACAAGGUCUGGCAUACUCCCUGCUGGCCUCCCUCCCUCCAUGGUACGGACUCUUCACUGCCUUCUUCCCAGUGAUCGUCUACUUCUUCCUUGGCACUUCCAGACAUAUAUCAGUAGGGGCGUUCCCUGUUCUGAGCCUCAUGGUGGGUGCAGUGGUGACGAGGCUUGUGCCUGACGAAGGCCCCCCAGUCAACAUCACUGGGUUUGAGGGGCUGACCAGCGAUGAGCAGAGAGUAAUGGCGGCCGCCUCUGUCACCUUCCUCAUGGGGAUAAUGCAGCUGGCCAUGGGUCUGCUGCAGGUAGGCUUCAUCGUCAUGUACCUGUCAGACACGCUGGUGUCUGGGUUCACAACCGCGGCUGCUGUCCACAUCCUGGUGUCCCAGCUGAAGUUUGUGUUGGGCCUGGUGGUGCCGGGACUCAGUGGACCGCUGUCCAUCGUUUAUACCCUGGAGAAGAUCUUUGUCCAGAUCGAGAAGACCAACGUGUGUGACCUGGUGACGUCCAUAUUGAUCAUGGUGGUGGUGUUCAUAGUGAAGGAGAUCAACGAUAGAUACAAAGCCAAGUUGCCUGUUCCCAUCCCCAUAGAGGUUAUCAUGACUGUCAUCGCUUGUGGCGUUUCCUAUGCAUUCAACUUCCGGGUGAAUUAUAAAGUUGAUGUUGUCGGCCGUAUUCCAGUGGGGUAUGAGUCCCCUAUGGGCCCGAACGUGCAGAUCUUCGGGCAGACUGCUGUUGAGGCGUUCCCUAUGGCCAUAGUGGGCUUUGCUGUCGCCUUCUCUGUCGCCAAGGUCUACUCAGUCAAACACGAUUACAUCAUAGACGGAAAUCAGGAGCUGAUAGCUUUUGGGGCCAGUAACAUCAUUGGAGCAGCCUUUAAGUCGUUUGCAGCAAGCACAGCUCUCUCCAGGAGUGCGGUACAGGAGAGUACAGGUGGUAAAACCCAGAUUGCUGGUCUACUGUCAGCGCUCAUCGUGAUGGUCGUCACCUUGGCUAUCGCGUUCUUAUUGGAGCCACUUCCAAAGUCGGUGCUGGGGGCAGUGGUCAUAGUGAACCUGAAGGGGAUGUUGAUGCAGAUCAGAGAAGUCCCUUACCUGUGGAGGAGAGACCGGCCCGACUGUGUGGUGUGGCUGGUGACCUGCCUGGCUUCCAUCCUGUUGGGGCUGGAUCUGGGGCUGGCUGUAGGUCUAGGGAUCCAGCUGCUCACUGUUGUCUUCAGGGCUCAGUUCCCACGUUGCAGUGUCCUAGCCAAUAUCACAGGAACAGAUAUCUACAAAGACCGCAAGGAUUACAUGAGUAUCUAUGAGCCAGAGGGUGUGAAGAUCUUCAGGAUACCGUCACCCAUCUUCUUUGCCAAUAUAGAUUUUUUCCGAGGCAAGCUGGUGGAAUCUGUGGGCUUUAACCCUUUGAGGGUGUUGAGGAAGAGAAACAAAGCCCUGAGGACGAUCAGGAAACUUCUAAAGAAAGGAGAGCUGCAGAUGACAUCUCAAGGCCUACUGCUCACCAGCUCUGGUCCCAUUGAGGAGUCUGAGGAUGAGAGCAACAUGGAGGAACUGGACCAGCCCACUGACUUCAAGGACCUUCCUCUCCAGGUGAACUGGAACUCUGAGCUUCCUGCCAACAUCCAUGUCCCCAGAGUAGACGUCCACAGCCUGAUCCUGGACUUCUUAGCCGUCUCCUUCCUCGACAUCUCUGCCCUCAAGGGACUCAAAGCGGCACUCAAAGAGCUCAUUCGGGUUGAAGUUGAGGUCUACAUUGUGGCAUGUGACGCGUACAUCCUGAAGAAACUGCACAGCUGUAUGUUCUUUGACGACGAGGUGAAGUCGUCCAUGUUUUUCCUGACCCUCCACGAUGCCAUGCUGCAUAUCCUGGAGAAACAUCCAGUAAACUCUGAAAACACAAAAGUCUGUGAAAAGGUUAUAACAACAGCCACUAUCCAUGGCAACCAAUGCAAUGGUGUGUCAAGUUUGCGUAGCAGGGACAGAUUUGUACAUGUCUCAGAGUCAGAAACCAAGUUCUAGUUCCAGAACUACACUCUCAGAUGUCAGUACUUUCAUUUCCUGGGAUGGCAUUUCCUGUGAUCGCUGUGCUUUCUGGUGAUAAUUGACAUAAGACACAUGACGCUGUCCUAAAAUGGACAACAUACAGUAACCAUAUAUACACAGGACACCACUUAUUGAGCUAAUAAUUGUACAUAAAAUAUAUUUGAAUUUUUUUUGUACUGUUAAACAGAUACUCAAUGGCAAGUGUUAUGAGAUUUUGAAAGAAAUAUCACAAAACGUCAUUCAUUUAUUUAUUUUUAAAUAGCUUGACCAUGUUGCAUUUUAUAUGUGUGCAUAGGAAUUUCAUAGGAAUGUUAACUUUGAUGUAUUUUAUAUGUAAAAUAAAUGUACUUCUUAGCACAAAGUAUUUCCGCCAGCAAGAAAUGAAGCAAAAUAAG
Molecule: messenger RNA, 2876 nt
Organism: Oncorhynchus masou masou (cherry salmon)
Lineage: Eukaryota; Metazoa; Chordata; Actinopteri; Salmoniformes; Salmonidae
Product: chloride anion exchanger-like
Exons: 20
Coding region: 193-2457 (754 amino acids)
Biological process (GO): transmembrane transport
Cellular component (GO): plasma membrane
Molecular function (GO): bicarbonate transmembrane transporter activity; chloride transmembrane transporter activity; oxalate transmembrane transporter activity
Source: RefSeq, a predicted model, not a curated record